AUGGAACGUCUCAAGUCCAAGCGUGGAACUCGACGAGCUCAAACUACAAGAAUUCUCAACGAAGCUUCAACUGUCCUAAAAGAUGGAACUGCCUCAGCUGAAGCGCUGAAUGCAUUACUCCAACGUCUCACUACAAGCAAUGCGGAGCUCGUCGUACUGAAUACCGCCAUCGAGCCGCUUGUGACCGAUGAGGACUACGAAAGUGAGUGCACCGGUGUUUUAGAGUAUGAGGACAGAGUAACAGAAACAGUCGCCAACUUGAACUGGAAACUGGCACAGCUACAGGCGGCGGCUGCGUCGUCAAUGGGAUCCUCGAACGAACCGAGUUCACCGCAAGCGUCGUCGCAACAACGUCAUAUUGGGAUCAAACUUCCCAAAUUGAGGCUUCCAACGUUCAGCGGCAAGUUAAGCGAAUGUCACAGUUUCUGGGAACAAUUUAACGCAACCGUACAUGAGAACAAGAACCUAGUGAAGAUAGAAAAAUUCCAGUACCUUCGUUCCCUACUGGCUGGAUCUGCUGCCACAGCGAUAGCUGGACUUCCUAUCACAGAGGCCUCGUACGAGGAUGCUACAGAAAUUCUCAAGGAGCGUUUCGGUGAUCGAGGAAGAAUAGAAAGGCAGCUACUGGCAAAACUUCGUAGCCUUCCGGCAGUCAAGUCCUCCUCAGACGUCUUAGGGUUGCGACGAUUCUACGACCACGUGCAGAGUCACAUACGUGGAUUGCGUUCACUCGGAGUUCAAGACAGUUCUUACGCAGCAAUGCUAACAGAAAUACUAUUAUCUUCCCUGCCAUCGGAAAUCGUAAUAGACUUUUACCGCUCGGUUCGUCGCCCGACCACCAACAGCACUGCAAGCCCAACAGAAGCAGGAGACACCGCAGCGGCGUCCACGUCAACGACAGCUUCCGACGAACUACAGGCAGUGCUGAAGUUCCUUCACGUGGAGGUUGAGAGUCGAGAGAAAAGCGAAGUCGCAGAACGUAACCUCAAGAAACAGAUUCAGUCUGUCAGCAAACCAGCUACCUUAGGCCGAGCGAAUCCAUCUGCUGCAGUUCUACACAACGCAUCUACAAACCCAGCACCUUGCUUCUUCUGCAGCAACACUGAGCACAGUACUGAAGAGUGUGUUCGAUCAGUGCCAUUGAGCGACAAGAAGGCGAAGCUCGCUAAGGAUAAAAGAUGUUUUCACUGUACCAAGAAGGGCCACAGCGCCAGAGAUUGCCGAGGGAGGAUGAGAUGCAGGAAUUGCGGCGGUCGUCACGUAACAUCCAUGUGCGAUCCUUCGUGGAAGCCCGAUAAGAAAGAACGGGCCAUAACUGAUGCUAAGGAUGUCACAAAUGUCCUAGUACCCGGAGGAGCUUGCAGGAACGGCACAGUGGUCCUACAGACUUUCAGAUGCUGGGCCGUCGGAAGAGGAAAGUGCAUCUACGUUAGAGGAGUCGUGGACGGAGGCAGUCAACAAACCUUCAUAAGCAAGCAAUUGGGUGAUCACCUAAAACUCAAGGUGAUCAACACUGUUACGCUCACGCUCAAUACUUUCGGCGACACUACUGCAAGUUCAGAACGAAAACAAUGUAACGUCGUGGAACUCAGUCUACGCAGUCAGUUCUCGCCUUCAGAGUAUCUGCUAAAGGCAGUCAUCGUACCCGUUAUCUGCAGGGACAUCAUCGCCACACCUUUGAAUAUUGAUCUGGUAACCAGAAUUCAGGAAAGCGGCGGCGUCAUAGCCGACGACCUCAUGUUUCAGAACACAACGAAUUUAAGUGGGAUUAAUUUACUUCUGGGUGCGGACCAGCUAUGGAACUUCGUCACCGGCAGAAUCGAGCGGUGCUACAACAACGAGAACUUCGUGGGAAUCGAGACUACACUAGGGUGGACUUGCCACUUACGCAAUCCACAAGAUGUGGAUUGCGUUACGUCGAGUCUUAUGACUUGCGUGCAAAGAACCGAUGCUGCCUGUGAUUGCAAAAACUCCAGAUCGCUACGCCAAAUGUGUCAACUUGACGGCAUCAGCAUAAAAGAUGAAACCACCGUUCAAGAUGACGACAGAGUGCUCCAACAGUUCUUCAGCACGGUAUCGAAAGAAAACGGCAGGUAUACUGUUGCGCUCCCAUGGAAAACGUCUGCGUCCGACUUACCUGACAACCGUGACAUUGCUGAACGUCGACUGAGGAGCUUAGUAAAACGACUGCACAAAGAGAAAAAACUUGAAGAAUACGACCGUGCUAUUCAAAAAUACAUGAGCGACGGUAUUGCUGAACAAGUAAGAGGGAAAAAAACGAGUGACCGGUUGUACUACAUGCCUCACCGUGCCGUAGUUCGGGAGGGAUCAACAUCAACAAGAGUGAGAGUUGUUUUUGAUGCGUCUUCCCAUGCAGCAGGGUGCUGUUCGUUAAAUGACUGUCUCGAAACCGGACCGAAGAUAAACUGUGACCUUUUAUCGACGCUACUGCGCUUCCGCCUGAACAACGUGGCCUUAGUUGCCGACAUUGAAAAGGCCUUUCUGCAAGUCGCCGUUAGAGGUGAAGACAGAGACGCUCUAAGGUUCCUUUGGUUUGAGCAGCCACCCACCUCAAGCGAUUGUCUACUUCCUAUUUGCGAAUGGAGGAUGACACGGGUGCCCUUUGGGACAUCGGCAAGUUCCUUUCUGCUAGGAGCUACGAUGCUUCAUCACCUCAGGAAUGUCUCCGGACCUGAGCAAGAAGUUGCGAAAAUGAUGGCAGACUCUUUCUACGUUGAUGACCUGCUCACCGGCACCGAUACAGCAGAAGAGGCAAAAUGCAUCAUAAAGACCGCAACUGCCAUAAUGCGUGACGCUUGCAUGCCGUUAAAGAAAUGGGCAUCAAACUGUAGUGAAAUUCAAGAUCACAUCGAUAGCACGAAGUCGGGAGUUUCUCAACAUGAACUGAUUCGAGAUACCGAAGGUGACGAGACAGCUAGAGUACUCGGACUAACUUGGGACACCAGACUGGAUACACUGAAUUUCAAUGGACCGAACAUCCUCGAAGCACUCAGUCAAGUAGGCGACAGCAAACGCUCGGUGCUUCAGACAGUCGCGAAGAUCUUCGAUCCACUCGGACUGGCCGCACCGUUCGCUAUCAAGGCCAAAAUGGUAUUUCAACAACUUUGGCAGCAAGGUGUGGAGUGGGACCAGCCAAUACCGGACAGAGUCAAGGGUGACUGGGACUCCUGGAAAGCAGAACUGGCGGAUCUACUUAAUGUAUCUGUUCCACGGAACCUGAAGAGAGGUGUAGAGACGAUUACGUCAACACAACUCCAUCUUUUUAGCGAUGCGAGUCCACUAGCGCUGGAGCUCAUGGGAGCUCUCAUUGCUGCCAGAACCGCAAAAUUUGUCAAACACGCGCUACGUAUGCCGUCUGUUCCGACAUAUUUCUGGGCGGACUCCAGCAUUGCACUCACUUGGAUAAAAGGACGAGCUGCAAGAUGGAAGGUUUUUGUGUGCAACCGCGUAACAGAGAUUCAGGCAACGUCGACAGCGGAUCAAUGGCGGUACUGCCCAGGAAAACAAAACCCCGCGGACUGUUUGACGCGGGGCAUGACAAUUAACGCAUUGUUAAGGAGCUCGCACUGGUGGGAAGGUCCCAACUGGCUCAAGGACGGAGAGUCUCAGUGGCCAAAAUUUGAUGCUCCGUCCCGGACGGAAGAAUCGAACAUGGAAGCCUGCAGUAACUCUUCGCAGGUGAUGCACGUGACUCUCGAAAAAGUAGAGCCCCUAAUGGAUAUCCAGGACUUUAGCAGCCACGUGAAACUACUACGAGUUACCGCUUGGGCUAGGCGGUUUAUUGACAGAUGCAAGAAGGCAGCCCAAUCGCCCGCACCGUGGAUUACCACCGAGGAAAUCAAUGCAGCCGAUGAGUUUUGGAUAAAGGUUGCUCAACAAGAGAGCUUCCCUCACGAGGUGCAGGAGCUGAAACGUGGCUGCGCCAUUCCGAAGGCUUCCAAGAUGGCAAGUUGCAACCCUACUUGGACAAGUAUGGGGUCAUGA
Messenger RNA from Ornithodoros turicata, 4005 nucleotides. RefSeq lists its product as uncharacterized. NCBI's taxonomy places the organism in Eukaryota, Metazoa, Arthropoda, Arachnida, Ixodida, Argasidae. Bases 1 to 4005 code for a protein of 1334 amino acids. The transcript is spliced from 2 exons. Gene Ontology annotation, molecular function: nucleic acid binding; zinc ion binding. The record is from RefSeq and is a predicted model, not a curated record.